This is a messenger RNA of Linum trigynum, 2049 nucleotides long. The record is from the annotation of a GenBank genome assembly. NCBI's taxonomy places the organism in Eukaryota, Viridiplantae, Streptophyta, Magnoliopsida, Malpighiales, Linaceae.
AUGGCCGCUCCCAGCGACGACGAUCACCACCACCACCGGUACGAAACCUCCUCCGACGACGACACCGAGGACGAAACCUCCUCCUCCGACGAACUAGACCGCCACGCGUCCGCCGCGGCCGAGGAGGACGCGGCGUUGGGGUCGAGGAGGAGCGGCAGCUUGUUCAUGGCCUGCUGCGGCGGCGUGGGGUGGCCGGCGAGGAGUACGGCCACCACCAGCGGUACGAAGCUCCGGCGGCGGAGGGUGGCGGCGGGGGAGUGGAACAGGAUCUACCUCUUAGCCUGCGCGAUGGGGCUGUUCGUGGACCCGCUCUUCUUCUACGCGCUCUCCAUCAGCGACGCCUACAUGUGUCUCUUCGUCGACGGAUGGGUCGCUCUCACCGUCACCGCACUCCGCUGCAUGAACGACCUCCUCCACCUCUUCAACCUCUUCCUCCGCUUCGCCGCCGCCAACCACCGCUGGAGGACCACCACUACUACUGCUGCUGCCUCGCCGCCCGGCCGGAGGUACUACUUGAAGGACAAGAAGGGGUUCUUCCUCGACCUCUUCGUCAUCCUCCCCAUCCCACAGAUUGUAUUGUGGGUGGCAAUCCCUUCAGUACUGGAAGCCGGCUCCGUCACGGCGAUAAUGACACUAUUUCUGGUGACGUUCCUCGUCCAGUACCUGCCGAAGAUCUACCACUCCGUCCGCGUCCUCCGCCGCAUGCAAGAUCACUCCGGCUACAUUUUUGGGACCGUUUGGUGGGGCAUUUUCCUCAACUUGAUUGCUUACUUCGUCGCUUCCCACGCAGCCGGAGGUUGCUGGUACUUACUAGGCAUCCAAAGGGCAGCCAAAUGCCUUGAAGACCAAUGCAAAUCCACAACCCACUGCAUCCCCCAGAUCCUCUCCUGCAGUCAGCCCAUCUACUACGGAUCCACCACCAGGCCCAUCAUGAGCCCAAGACUCGUCUGGGCCCACAACAACCACACCAGGUACACCUGCCUGUCCUCGCCGGACCACUACAGCUACGGCGCCUACAAGUGGACCGUCCAGCUCGUGUCCAACGAGAACCGGCUCGAGAAGGUCCUGCUUCCGAUCUUCUGGGGGCUCAUGACCCUCAGCACGUUCGGCAACCUCGAGAGCACGACCGAGUGGGUCGAGGUCGUGUUCAACAUCGUCAGCCUGACCGGAGGAGUGCUGUUGGUGACGAUGCUGAUAGGGAACAUCAAGGUCUUCUUGAACGCGACGACGUCGAAGAAGCAGGCGAUGCAGCUGAGGAUGAGGAACCUGGAGUGGUGGAUGAGGCGGCGGCAGCUCCCCCUGGGGUUCCGGCAGAGGGUGCGGAACUACGAGCGGCAGAAGUGGGCGGCGAUGAGAGGGGUGGAUGAGUAUGAUAUGAUCAGGAAUUUGCCGGAGGGGAUAAGGCGGGAUAUUAAGUAUCAUCUUUGCUUGGAUUUGGUCAGGCAGGUGCCGUUGUUUCAGCACAUGGAUGAUCUGGUGCUGGAGAACAUUUGUGACCGGGUCAAGUCGCUCAUAUUCACCCGAGGUGAAAUGAUAACAAGAGAAGGGGAUCCGGUGCAAAGAAUGCUGUUCAUAGUGAGAGGUCAUCUCCAGAGCAGCCAGGUCCUGCGCGACGGCGUGAAGAGCUGCUGCAUGUUGGGUCCGGGCAACUUCUGCGGCGACGAGCUCCUCUCCUGGUGCCUCCGCCGCCCCUUCGUGGAGCGGCUGCCGCCGUCCUCCUCCAGCCUCAUCACGCUGGAGACGACGGAGGCCUUCGGCCUGGAGGCGGAGGACGUCAAGUACGUCACGCAGCACUUCCGCUACACGUUCGUGAAGGAAAAGGUGAAGCGGAGCGCCCGGUACUAUUCUCCCGGGUGGCGGACUUGGGCGGCGGUGGCGAUACAGCUGGCGUGGCGGCGGUACAAGCACCGCCUCACGCUGACGUCGUUGUCGUUCAUCCGGCCUAGGCGGCCGCUCUCCAGGUGUUCCUCGCUCGGGGAGGAUCGGCUCCGGCUUUACACGGCGUUGUUGACCUCGCCCAAGCCGAAUCAAGAUGAUUUUGACUUCUGA